Molecule: messenger RNA, 855 nt
Organism: Symbiodinium necroappetens
Lineage: Eukaryota; Dinophyceae; Suessiales; Symbiodiniaceae
Source: the annotation of a GenBank genome assembly
AUGCCUUUGGCGCCUUGGGCAUGGCUCUCGUGUUGUGGUCGCCGCCGCGACGAGCAUCGACUCGAAGGACGAUCCUUGCUGCCGGAGAAUACCCCGCACUGGGAGCUGCUUCAAAGCGAGGAAGCCUCACCUCCCACGUUCGAGAUGAGCGAAAUCCUCCAUCCCAUCUUGGAGGAUGCACCCCUCUGGUCGCUCAAGCCACGAGGCUCUUCGCCGUACACUUGGGACGGCCGGCUGCUGGCAAUGGACCAAGGCUUGCCCAAACCUUUGGCCAUAUUCGAGGCCGGAGAGUGCCACGUUGUGCGACGAGGCGGCCCGCGUCCGCUUCUACAGGUCCGAUGGAUUCAGCGAGACAUGGGCUGGGGCGCCUUCACGAUGCAAAACCUGGCAGUGGGUGAGUUCGUCUGUGAGUACACGGGCGAGCUGCUGACGGACGCCGAAGCAGAGAGCCGAUGCACCGGCCCUGGCCGGGAUGCCUAUCUCUUCAACCUAACUACGCCACAGCAGUGCACGAGACUGGGGGUUCAGGUGCCAAGCAGUGCUGACAUGGCCGAUCCAGUCUUCGUGAUCGAUGCUUACGAAAAGGGCGGCGUGGCUCGAUUUCUCAAUCAUGCCUGCGGCCCUUCCCAUGCAGCAAACGUGACACCGAUCUAUGCCUACACCUUUGACAGUGAGGAGCCCGUCGACGCGCGCUUGCCACAUGUUGCCCUCUUCACCAACCGAGCCGUCACCAAGGGGGAGGAGCUCCGCUACGACUAUGGCAUGCCACCUGAGGCAGUUCAGAGUGCCGAUGGCGCAGCUAGACAUCAGCCCUGCCUUUGUGGAAGCAGCGUAUGUCGUGGCCGGAUCUACUAG